AUGUCCUUCAAGGCUUUUAUCGCCGCCCUCGCUGGUGCUGCCUGUGUCUCCGCCCACGGCUACGUCGAACAGAUCACUAUCAAAAACAGAAGCUUCCCUGGCUAUAACCCUUCCAAUGCGCCCUGGACCCCUAACCAGAACAGCAUCGGCUGGGAGAACUGGGCCACCGAUACUGGCUUCGUCUCUGCGAAAAACCUGCAGAGCGCAGACAUCAUCUGCCACAUCAAGGGCAAGAAUGCGCCCAAACUAGCCAAGGUCAAGGCUGGCGGCACAGUCUCGCUGCGUUGGACUAGCUGGCCGAGCUCGCACCACGGACCCAUCAUCGACUACAUCGCCGACUGCCAUGGCAACUGCAAGACUGUCGACAAGGCCAAGCUCGAGUGGGCCAAGAUCGCCGAGAAGGGUCAACUUUCGCUCGGGAGCGGUGCCGGCAACCCAGGCAAGUGGGCAGACGACUUGCUCUUCGAGACGGGCAUGACCUGGAAUGUCAAGAUCCCCGCCAACCUUGCCCCCGGCCAGUAUGUGCUACGGCACGAGAUCAUCGCCCUGCACGAGGGCCACCUCCAAGGGGGCGCCCAGUUCUAUCCGCAGUGCAUCAGCAUCAAGGUCACCGGCUCGGGCAAGCAAGUCCCUCAGGGCGGCGUGGUGGGCACGAGUUUGUACAAGAUGAACGAUCCUGGGGUAUACCACAACAUCUACAACGAUGAGAACAAGCCCACAUACAAGAUCCCCGGGCCUGCGAAGUGGCAGUAUGCUUGA
This is a messenger RNA of Microdochium trichocladiopsis, 759 nucleotides long. RefSeq names its product glycoside hydrolase. NCBI's taxonomy places the organism in Eukaryota, Fungi, Ascomycota, Sordariomycetes, Xylariales, Microdochiaceae. The transcript is spliced from 2 exons. Bases 1 to 759 code for a protein of 252 amino acids. The record is from RefSeq and is a predicted model, not a curated record.